Messenger RNA from Drosophila navojoa, 1740 nucleotides. It is a transcript of the gene Ate1, whose product is annotated as arginyltransferase 1. Gene Ontology annotation, cellular component: cytoplasm. Gene Ontology annotation, biological process: protein arginylation. Gene Ontology annotation, molecular function: arginyl-tRNA--protein transferase activity. The record is from RefSeq and is a predicted model, not a curated record. Lineage: Eukaryota; Metazoa; Arthropoda; Insecta; Diptera; Drosophilidae.
UAUUUUAUUUCGCAACAGAAGAAUCGGUGCAUCGUAUUCGCUGCAGAUUCUUAUUCAUUUAAACUAUAGUACUCAAAUUAAAAAAUAAUGUAAGAAAGGACUGCGUGAGUGUAAGGAGAACAGUAUACGCAAUAAUGAGUGUAAGCAUUGUGCAGUACUUUGGCGAGCAGACGAACAAAUGUGGCUACUGCUCGGGCACCAACUGCAGCAAAUCGCAUGGUAUGCAUGCAUAUCGCUUAGCCUGCGAAGAUUACCAAGACCUCAUCGAUCGGGGCUGGCGACGCUGCGGCAACUAUUGUUAUAAGCCGCAGAAUGACAAAACCUGCUGUCCCUGCUACACGAUUAAGUGCGAUGCUCUGGAGUUCAAACUAUCCAAGUCCAAUAAACGCAUUUUGAGGCGCAUGAAUAAGUUUCUGCGGGAUGGCAAGCGUGAGCCGAACGAGCAGGCACAUUCGCCGGGUCAACCGAAAAAUGGUGAUGGCGAUGACGUUGAUGUGUCGGGUAGUGCAAAUGAGUCUCAACCACAGCUACCUGAUAAGAAGCCCUCAGUACUCAACGUAGAGCAUGUUGAGGAUUUAGUUCAGGCGCAUGUUGAACAAAUCAAAACAACGAACACCAUUCAAGUGUCAGGCGACCCAUCGGCUUCGUUGUUAGCAAACAACAAAAUUAAAACACUUGCACCCAACUUGAAUCCGCCUCGCAAGAAGGCGAAACAAAUGCGUAUCGAACGCAGACAAGCCAAGCUGGGCGUUCCGCAUGAGCAGCCACAGCCGCAGCCGAAAAUUCAAGAGAAAACCUUAAAAGACUUUCUGUCUGCCCCCAAGGAAACUGAUAAGCAUCAGUUAAAGAUCGCCUUGGUGCCUGCCUCAGAUACACAGCGCACUUGUACCGAUGCAGUAUUUGCAUUGUAUCGCAAAUAUCAAUUAGUCAUACACAAUGAUAAUCCUGCACGCCUAUCAUUAGAAAGCAUGCGCCGAUAUUGGGUUAAAUCACCCUUAAAGCACAAAAAAAUUGAUGAUUUGCCGAACGUGGGCUAUGGAUCUUUUCAUCAGCAAUAUUGGCUGGACACCAAGCUGAUCGCUGUUGGGGUCAUUGAUAUACUGCCAGGCUCGGUUAGCUCAGUGUACUUUUUUUACGACCCGGACUAUAGCUUUUUAUCCUUGGGCACAUAUGGUUCUUUAAGGGAAAUCGACUUGGUGCAAACACUUGCCGAGCGAGUGCCCGCUCUAAAGUAUUACUAUAUGGGCUUUUACAUACACUCUUGUCCCAAGAUGCGAUACAAAGGCAAACUGUCUGCUUCCUAUUUACUCUGCCCCGAGACUUACGUUUGGUUCCCGUUAACUGAUGAAAUACGCAGCAAACUUGACGCUAAAAAGUAUCAGCGCUUAAAUCCGGAUGCCACGGCAAAGGACGUGAAUGAGUUUUUAAAUCAGCAUUUAAAUGAUGUAAUGCUGCUUAUCAACCCACAGACCUGCAUCAACUACGGGAGAUUCAUACAAAAAGAUGACGAUGAUGUCGAUCGCGAUGUGAUUAUCGAGUACAGCAAACUCGUGGGUAGGGUAUGUGCACAGCGCAUGCUUUAUGUGAACAUGUCCUGAAAGGCAUUUUGUUGACGAGCUACUAUUGUACAAGGAUUCUUCGAUAUAUGCACCUAUAUUCAUUUACCACGCAAUUAAUUUAAAUUAAUUUAACUAAGUAGUGCAAAAUUAUGUCAUUCAAAUGUUCUAGUACGUUUUUAAA